Drosophila navojoa is the source of this 729-nucleotide messenger RNA. RefSeq lists its product as uncharacterized. NCBI's taxonomy places the organism in Eukaryota, Metazoa, Arthropoda, Insecta, Diptera, Drosophilidae. The record is from RefSeq and is a predicted model, not a curated record.
AUGGCAUUUAUAUCGAUGGGCGUCUUCAAUACCCUUUCAGUCCUCUCAGCUCUGCUGCUCUGCUCUGCCCAUGAUGCAGUCCAUCCAAACGACACUGCCGAGGCGCUCAAGCUCAGCUCGUUGCUGGAGGCGACGCGCGCCAGCACCACCACGGAGAAGGCUCAGAGAAGCACCACGGAAAAGCCCCACAGCAGCAGCACAGCUAAGACCAAGAUCUAUUUGGCCACCAGCGAGGAGGACCAUGACUCAAACUUUCAUAGUAAUCGGCUGCCUGCGCUGACAGAGGACGAAACGAAUGGCUUGAGCCAUGACGCCAAUCCGCUGCACUUCCUCAAGCAGCUGGCCGGCCCAGAGACCGAGACAAGUGCAGCACAGGUGGAGUUGAGCAGGCCACACGAAGAGCCAAGCAAGCCACAGUUGGGGACGAACAAAGCGCAGAGCACCAAGUCAGAGUCCCUUGCCGGCUCACCCAUCUACAUCACCAUACCCAUCUAUAUCAAUACGUCUGGCCAAAGGCCGCUGAGCUUGCUCAUUGGCGAUCAGGAGCUGCCGCUGCAGCGUCGCACGGCGGACCACAAGAAGAUUUCAUCCACCAAGUCGCCCAACUCGUAUUUCAAUCGGCUGCUGGAGCAAGUUGAGCCGCCCAAAAAGCGCACGACCAAUCGACAUCGCAGUCAAAGCCGCAGCAAGAUUCAGGCGCUCAUGGAUUCGGACUUAAAGGGGCAAUGA